UCGCUUGAUGGGAAUGAAGCCACAGUCAUAACACCUGUGGGGAAUACACAUUCAUUUGCAGAGCUGUUGGCAGAUGUUAAACAUAACCCUAAUAUUUCCGGGAGAGGGCUGGCAGUGGGAGGGGCUUAACCCCCAGGCUUUCCUCAGAACAAUUUCUGACAAAUUGUUCUCCCUUGCUGUGGAAUCAUUAAUCUAACUGAAACAGCUUGGGGGCAGAGCAAGAAGCUUUGCUUUCUGCACUGCUGCACAGUGAGUUCUUGUGGUGGGACUUUCCUAUAACAUCAUUUAGGAUGCCUUCCCUGGAGAAAUAGAAGUCAAAUGAUACCAUCCAUGUAAGUAAAUGAAAAUGGUGAAUAUGCCUCCCAAAGGUGAAGGAUAUUGUCAUCAUGCCUUGGCUACUGCUCUCCUUCGCUUUCCCUAUUCAUUUAUCAGCCUCUGCUGCCUUCUUCUGAAUGUGGCAUUUUUGUCGCAUGCAAUUGGUAUGAAAGCUGGGCCCUUGGAUCUGUUUUAGAGUCUCCCUGAGAUUGUUGUCAGGUAGUAGCCACCACCUUGAUAGUGCAGAAUGUUUUAGGGAAGAUGCAAAGUCUUCUUUUAAAUGGAGGUUUUUAAAAGCGCGGGGGGGGGGGGGCCUGACAUAACUCUGGAUCUCAAUUUUCUGGACCUCCUUUGCUAUAAUUUGUCUGAAUGAGUCUCAGAGGAAUCUUAGCGGGGUCCUAUUUGAAGGCAAACCUUACAAAUACAUGCUUGGCCAGCCUCUUAUUGGUUAACUUUUUUUUGUUGGAAAACGAAGGAACCCAAGGGAGUCAAAAUGUUGGUGUGAAAAGCGGUCACGCCUAUAGCCAGCUUGACAAAGUCAGGGGAAUAUGGCUUUUCAUACAAUCCUUUGGCUCUGUUAUUUUUGCCAGGCAUUUUCCCCAGAGGCUGCUUUCCCUCAUGGGAGGCGGAGGGAGAGAUGGGACCCCAGGCUUCUGUCAAGGGAAAGCAGGAUACAGUGGGAAAGGCCCAAACAGAAAGCCUGCCUCUGUGGUGGAGAUCCCCCCACAAAAAACGGAAGAAAAAGAGUAAAGCAAGAGCAGGAAGACCAGAUUUUACUAGUAUUCCAAGCAGGCCAGAAUUUCCACGGCAAGAAUUUGUUAGGGCAGAAAGUUACAGGCCAGAAUUCGCAAUAUUUGUAGGCGAUUUGACUCCUGAAGUGGAUGAUUUCUUGCUUUUUGACUACUUUUACAAACGGUAUCCAUCAUGUAUAGAUUGUAAAGUUGCAACAGACCUCUUGGGAUAUUCCAGGGGCUAUGGUUUUGUCAGAUUUUCUGAUGAAGGUGAUAUGAUGAGAGGAUUGCAGGAUUGCCAGAAUGCACCUGGUCUAGGCGGAAAACGGAUCCGACUGACGUUAGGAAUUUCUAAAAGAUUGAAAGUAGAAUUUCAGAGGUACCAGGCAUAUAGCUAUAAUGACUAUUACCAAGAUUAUCAGAACUACUACCGUCAAUAUAACUAUGACAGAAAUGAACGCUUUGAUCGUUAUGAACGUGCCGAGCGUUUCGAUCGAGGAGGACGUUUUGGAGACCGUUUUUCUGACCGCUACCCUGAGCAUUUUGGUGAACGUUUUUCUGAGCGCUUUGGUUCUCGUUUUGGUGAACGGUAUCCUGACUACCCAGAAUAUGGAGAUUAUGCUGACUAUGGAGAUUAUCCUGCUGAGUACAGUGAAUACAACUACAACUAUGCAUCUUAUGAAAGGAUGCAGCCAACUGGAAGUAUGGGGCAGCAAGCAAUGAAUACAGCUGUAUAUCAGGAUCCUUCAAUGAUGUAUAUGAAUGAUGAUCUUAUAACAGAAGAUCCACAGCUCCAUGUAGACGUUCACAGAAUGAAUAGAGAAUUUAUGGUACGAAGUGAAGAACUCUUUGACACACUUAUGAGCUGUCAUUGGCAACCUCUGGAUACCGUCACGUCUGAGAUUCCUACUGCUUAUUAAAAGUGUCUUAUGUUAACAUCAUAGCAUGACUAUUAAGACCAAGGUGCUAAAUUGACAUUUCUUCUGCAUUACAUCCUGAGUUUUAAAGCAGUGUUGUUUUUUUUUGCUAUGCUUUGAUGCCUUUGUAAUUUUUGUUCAUCACUCGGUAUCUUGAAAUCAUGUAAAUAUUCUAGAAAUGUAAAGAGUUACUCUAAAUAUAGACUCCCUUAUGUAAAUAAUAAAAUUUGUUUCUGCAAA
Molecule: messenger RNA, 2203 nt
Organism: Anolis carolinensis (green anole)
Lineage: Eukaryota; Metazoa; Chordata; Lepidosauria; Squamata; Anolidae
Product: tRNA selenocysteine 1-associated protein 1
Exons: 7
Coding region: 953-1966 (337 amino acids)
Biological process (GO): selenocysteine incorporation
Cellular component (GO): nucleus
Molecular function (GO): tRNA binding
Source: RefSeq, a predicted model, not a curated record